CAAAUUCUUCCAUUUUUAUUCCAAUUAAUUCCAAGUGUCAGAUUUUUCGACGUCGACUUUUGUGUUUGUGUGCUUAUCGACCAACAAAUGAAAUUUUUCCUUCUCAAUCUCAAUUCUCAACAGCAAGUAUUUCGUUUUUUGAGACAAAAGAACACCACCGCCGCCGCCGCCUUCAUCAAAGCAGGCACCCAUUCGAAUAGAACAAGUGCGAACGAGAGAACCAUCUUAGCCAGCCACGUCGGCCACGUCAUUUUAAGGAGCGAAUAGUGUAUGCGGUCUACCAAUUCUUAAUUAUUUUUUAUUCGUGAAUAUUUGAGUAUAUAGAGAAGUUGUUCGUGAUCUUCUUCCAAGUCAUCAAAUCCAUUCCAUUCCUGCAUCAUCAUGAAUAUCUUUCGAUUGGCCGGGGACUUGUCCCAUUUGCUUGCGAUAAUAAUUCUGCUGUUGAAAAUCUGGAAGACGCGUUCAUGUGCGGGUAUUUCUGGCAAAUCACAAAUUCUUUUCAGUGUCGUUUAUUUCACCCGGUAUCUGGACUUCUUUACCACGUAUGUGUCGCUCUAUAAUUCGGUGAUGAAGAUCGUAUUCAUUGGAGCCUCUGCAGCGACGAUCUACUUCAUGUAUGUCAAAUUCAAAGCCACCAACGACACCAAUCACGAUUCCUUCCGCAUUGAGUUUCUACUGAUUCCGUGUGCCCUGCUUGCGCUGGUCGUCAAUCAUGAGUUCACCUUUAUGGAAGUGCUGUGGACAUUCUCAAUCUAUUUGGAGUCGGUGGCCAUUCUGCCGCAACUCUUCCUCGUUAGCAAGACUGGCGAAGCCGAAUCCAUCACCAGCCAUUAUCUGUUCGCCCUGGGAUCGUACCGGGCAUUGUAUUUGCUCAACUGGGUCUACCGGUACGUUGUCGAGUCGCACUACGAUUUGAUUCCCAUUUUCGCUGGCGUCGUGCAGACAAUCUUGUACUGUGACUUCUUCUAUUUGUAUAUCACCAAAGUGUUGAAGGGCAAGAAGCUGCAACUUCCUGCCUAAGAAAAGCCUAACGACGAGUUCUAACUUUACACCUACACCUACUACCUACAAAGUAGUGGAGAGCUGGAGGAGGAAGUGCGCGCAUUCGAUUUGUAAUAAUUGUAAUAAUCGUAGUUAUUCGUAGUUCCAUGUAUCUCGUUCACAAUUUAAUCUCUUCCCCUCUGCCCCCCAAAAGCAGUAUAAAUAAUUUAAAAAAAUAAAAAAACAAACUUAAUAUUUAAGGUUCAAAAAACAAAAUAUGAUUUUUAAGUUUUUGUUUGUUGUCGUUUUCAAAAGGAGUAGAGGGGCAGGCAUAAGAUUGAUUGAACUCGAUUAGAUGAUAAUAAGGACAAUUUUUUGCAUCCUCUUUCUUCUUCUUCUCCCUUUUGUGCUGUAAUUUGUAUUUUUAUUUAAACAAAAACAAAAAAAAACAAAUAAUUUGUUUCAUAAAAUAAUUAUGUUUGUUCAAGUUCUUUUUUAUUGAAGGAUUUUGAGAGAUGAUUCCCUUUUGCUGGAACAGAUUUAAUUAAAAUAUUAAUAUUAAAGAAAAUCUAAGGAUAAAACAAGAAACCGAAAAAAUGAAAAAGAAACCAUUUGUAAUAAAAAAAAUAAAAACAAAAAUUAUAAUAAUUAAAAUCUUAGCGAUAAAAUACCAAUAAAAUAAACUUAAACAGAAACA
Molecule: messenger RNA, 1678 nt
Organism: Eupeodes corollae
Lineage: Eukaryota; Metazoa; Arthropoda; Insecta; Diptera; Syrphidae
Gene: KdelR
Product: ER lumen protein-retaining receptor
Exons: 3
Coding region: 382-1020 (212 amino acids)
Biological process (GO): endoplasmic reticulum to Golgi vesicle-mediated transport; protein retention in ER lumen
Cellular component (GO): cis-Golgi network; endoplasmic reticulum; membrane
Molecular function (GO): ER lumen protein retrieval receptor activity
Source: RefSeq, a predicted model, not a curated record